AUGCGACGUGCCAGCUUACUGUGGUUUUCUAAGCGUCUCCGCGGUACGGUGAUCUCGUGGCAUCCGUUUGAGCGGCACGGUGUUAUUCGUUGCGCGACGGAUGGCAAGGAGUACAAAAUUCCGAAUGCUCGCGCUUUCGAGACUAUUUUGCCCACACGACUGCGCCAAUUGGAGGGCGCCGCGGUCGAGUUUGAGGCCAUUUGCGGCACUCAAGACGUGGACCGUGUCAUCACACGCAGUCGUUUGGAGCCCAUCACGGCAAAGAGUUAUGAGCGAAAAAGUCCCGUUGAUUUUCUCGCUGGAUUUUGUCUGGAGUCGAGUAAUAUGACGACACCAGAGGCAACCUCAGAACCAAGCGCCACAUGCGCCUCUUCCCUAUCCUCUCCGUCGGCACUGUUUCCGCAGCCACUUGCUGGAAACAUUACUGUUGACUUGAGUACAGUGAUGUCAAAGAGGAGCAAUGGAGGAAGUGCCCCUGCGAAUAGGGAGGGUGCAAAGAAUACAGAAAUUGAAAGAGAGGAAGAGGAGGGUUUGCGAGCUCCGCGGGGUGUAAAGGAUCUUCGCAAUCUCGUGGUAUUGGACGAGGAUACAAAAGAACUGCUGCGGUUACGUCGUCAACUUGGCAGUGAUGCAAAAGCCCGCGAGGUCCUGCAGCAACGGCGAAAAGAGGCUGAGGCCGCGAAGACGAAACAACGGAAGGUACUUUCCACCCAUCAGACGGGUGUUGUUUUGACGUGGUCCUCGCUGCAUCGUAGUGGCGUGGUGCUGGAGAAUGCCACGGAAGUUUCUAGGAAUGCACCUGAGAAUAACAUGGAGGGCAUGUGCAUUAUUCGCAAUGUCGAUUCCUUUGACACGGCGCUUCCGACGGAGCUGAACUUGGUCGGCCGCACCGUAACCUUCUCGAAGGUGGCGUACGCGUGUCAUCCCUUGAAGGUUUUUGCCGAAAACAUCAGAGUGAGUGGGAGUGUAAACUUUGAAGAGGCACGGACUGCUGCAACGGAGGCUAAAGCGAAGGAGGCUGCCGCUAGGGAGCAUUCGAAACGUGCCAGACAACUUGGUACCCUCUUUGAAGAGGAGAUGGACCACACUGAUGAGCCGUUGCCCACCGGCCCCCUCUAUGGUGUGGUGACCCGAUGGAGUGGGGGGCAGGGCAUCGUGGAGACGGGCAACAGGCGACUGUAUUAUAUUCACUCCGCGGCAGAUUUUAUACAACUUAUCGAUCAAACAAGUAACACUAUUCGUGGAGCUGUUGUUUGUUUUACCGUCGAUAAAGAAAAUCGUCGCAACGCACGGGAGGUGAACAUCCUUUCGCUUGCUACGCGGGAAAUUAAUUCUGUGAUGCCCAUGCUGGAAAGGCAAAAAGGACCUACAACGACAACGACGACGACGACUAUUUUUGGUGAUGGAAUUUCUUCCGUUAAUGCUGCCUCUUUUGUUGCCGGUGCGGAUGGGGAAAACAGCAAUGCUAUUGCAGCCGAUGGCGGAACGGGGGAACUUUUAGCCGAUGCCAACUGGGUGCAAGGAAUAUUGAUUACGUGGUCGUCUUUAGAGGAUCAGGGUGUCAUUCAGGGUGAUGACGGCAAUCGGUAUCUUCUUCGUGACGGCGAGGAGCAUGUGAGGGAUUACAAGACGUGCAAAUCUCUUUUAAAGAAGGGUCGCCGUGUGAAAUUUCUGCCCUUUGGCGGUACCGGUCUUUUGGCAUGUCAUGUCGUGCCUUUGGAAACUGAGGCAGACGAGGCGACCCUUGCGGAGGCGGAGCUGCAACCCAGAGAGCAGCGUGUGAGUGAGGGACACGCCGAGGAGGCCAUUGCUUCCCCCAUGAGUACCGCAUACUGGAUCAACCGGAUGGACCGUGCAGGGUACGACACCACGGAGGUGAAAAAAAUGCAAAACAGGGCAAUCACCUUUGACGAUGACGAUGACGAUGACGACAAGCUGCUCGAUAGCGAGGAUCUUUUCAAAAAAGAUCACUGGUUCAAUGACCCGCGGAAGAACAUGCGGCUUCCAAACAGUGAUAUGACGGCUGGCAACCUUGCUCUCAUUGGCCCUGCCUCGAUGAUGAACAUUGCCAUGAAGGCUCACAAUCCUCAAAAGCUGGAGAAGGUGAAGAACAAGUACUACAACCGUCUGACGGAACCCAUGAAGGAGUUUGCGUGGAAACAGGCAAAGGAGCUCGCCCCCAAGUAUGAGAAACGCAUCAAAGAGGCGCGUGAAAAGGGAGACGAACCUCGAUUUUCCUUUUAUUGA
Trypanosoma cruzi is the source of this 2247-nucleotide messenger RNA. RefSeq lists its product as uncharacterized. The coding region runs from base 1 to 2247 and encodes 748 amino acids. The record is from RefSeq and is a predicted model, not a curated record. Lineage: Eukaryota; Euglenozoa; Kinetoplastea; Trypanosomatida; Trypanosomatidae. The transcript has a single exon.